UCAAUUUCAACUCUGAUCUUUCGUGUAAACUAUAAAAAAACAGCUGAAAAACAAAUAAAGAACUUGUACGUGAAAUAAAAUUAAAUGUUUCAAUUGUUGGUUGAUUUAGAUCAUGUUAGUAAGAACUUUAUUUAAUAAAAAACCAAAAGUUUCCGAAGUAUUAACGGCAUAUUUGAAACAGUGCAAUGAACCACCAUGGACGUCCUACUUUAUCAAGUACCGGGACGUCACAAACGAUCAUUUCGGUCGAUCACAUUUUAACUGGACGCUGGAUACGGGAACGAACUAUCACAUAUUGCGCACUGGAUGCUAUCCCUAUAUGAAGUACCAUUGCACCAAACGACCCGUUCAGGAUCUAACAGUAGACGAUACGUUUUUUCGGAUUAUUAAAAUUAUCAACCUAGGUUUGCCACAGCUUGGUUAUGGAUUUGCUGCCCGCUUUCUGAUUCGACACGUAGAGUGGGUAGAUAUGGGAAAGAGUUAUGGUAAAGUGCCGAUUUACUUCCUCUAUGAAGAGGAUAAAGGUUCGGAAUACUAGCAAAGUUGAAUGCUGAAGAGCAUUUGUUACGGAGUUUAUAAAUGUAUAUUUUUUUAUUAAAACUAAGUGGCAACUGAUUAGAUGAUUUCGGGAGCAUCCCAAAAGAUUAGAGACUACCUUUUCAAAUAAAA
Molecule: messenger RNA, 669 nt
Organism: Sabethes cyaneus
Lineage: Eukaryota; Metazoa; Arthropoda; Insecta; Diptera; Culicidae
Exons: 3
Coding region: 113-538 (141 amino acids)
Source: RefSeq, a predicted model, not a curated record